GAGCCAUUCUACCAAUUUAGCCUACAGCUUUAGCAACAAAAUGCAUAACACGGCGGUUCCAAAGACAGUAAAUGGGCGGUACACUGGCGAGGAGACAAGAGGCCGUGUUUGUUUGUUUGUUUUAAUGGAUGUUUAUGGAGAAGGUGCAAGAUGAUUUGAGACAACUGAAAAAGAGUCUUGUUCGAAUGACUGUGCAUGAGAAUGGACAAAUCGUUGACAUUCAAGCUCUGGAUGCAGCCAUCAGCAGGACAGAAAAUGGAAUAAGGAGGCAUGCAGAAGAGUAUCUGAAAACCGUUAAUAAUCAGGUUUUGACUCUACCCUGUAUUGAAGAGCCUGAAAAGACUGCCACUGCCAAGCUUGUUAAAUGGCAGCCACGAUUUGAGACAAUACCAAAUACGAGGCAUCAGAAAAGACAGAUUUCUGGAGCAUUCCUGGGGGGAAAGCACAAGUCAGCAUUUACCAUGCAUCUGCUGAAUAACCCAUUUCACCCAAAGAACAAGGAGCUUGUGCACCAAAAUUAUGGGAUUCAGCUACCUCUCCUACACAAGAGAGCUGGGGCCACUGUAGGGACUCAGAGAGUGGUCGCUGGCCCCACUGUGGGGAGUUUAGCUGUAGUACAAGGGGGCCUGCCUAAACACCUAUACCCCAAAACACCACUGACUGAAGAGGAUACAAAUGCAGGAUUUGCAGGGCUGAUACCCUCAGCAGCUGACCUCAAAACACUAGUACAGCCCAAAGCUGUCCACUUGCAGAAGAGAGAGGACAGUGGCCCAGCUAAGAUGGAUGUGUCAGAAAAGGCAUGUAAAUGGGAAAUGGAUGUGAGCAGAGAGGAUGGAAUGGCUCUUGGAUGGUCAACAACAGCGGGUCUAACAUCCAGGAGUACACGCACUCCCCCUCCAUCAGCUGCAUCCAUAAGCUCUGACAACAGAGUCCUGACUCACGGGUUUGCUCGACUCUCUCCACUUAACCCACAGAAUGUUCCAAUGUCAACUGCUGUCAGCAAAUACCCUUUCAACAUAGUUGAGGGUCAGAUUGACCCAGGUGCUUCAGACUAUUGUAGGUUUCAAAUGCAGUACUGUCUGUGCUGGGGUGCAAUUGUGGAGGCUCUGGAUCAGCUGCAGCAGAUACUGUUGGACUUUGCGAUGCCAGUGGCACGGGUGUGUGGGGAGCGGCUGGCAGCUUGGGUGCAGAGCGGUGAGCUUGACUGGAGAGGCGGCAGGGGCCGGUGCACUCAUGUGGAGAAGCUGCUCUCAAUGCUGGAGAACAAGGAUGAGGUAUGGGAGCUGAUGUGUCAGCCUGGCCAGUGCUACAAAGGCAGUGGGGGACAUCAGGCAGCGGCUGUGCGCAUCCAGACCUGCUGGAGGCGUUACUCUGCCCAUGCUGCCUACAUGCUCCAACUCUGGCGCAAAUGGGCGGCACAAACCAUUGCCAUGUGCCUGCUGAAGCAUGCCAGACUGAACCAUUUGAGGAAGAGCCUGCAGGCCUCACGUCUCCGCCACCUGGAAAACUACCGCAUCAGGGCAGAGGGUCUGGCAGCCAACUGGAAACACAUCACCUCUGCCAAAAGGACUAUCAUCCAUGUCCCAUCAUUGGGCUAUACCCAGCACCAGCGUCUCCGUCUCAGAGGAUUCGAUAUACUCCAGAAUACUCAGAUGUGCCGACUAUGUGACAUCAGAGAAGAGAAUGUGGAGGUGAUCUAUGUGUCUCCAGUGAGCCUGGGGGAGGAUGUGCUCCAGUACUACACCAACCUGCUGGGCCUGCAAGCAGCCGUUGAGCUGGGGGAUGCUUCUGCCGCUCACACCCAAUGUGCCAAACGCUUCACCAUCCUCAUGCCAGAAGCACUGGAGUUUUUUUCACGGCAAAACAUGUGUCUAGCUUCACUCCUGAAGUACAGCCCACAAACACUAAAGCGCAUCAAGAAUUUGAUACAGGGGAAGCUGGCCUACAUGAUCGGUGGUUUUCCCCAUGUUGACGACCUGGCUGUGGCAGAUGAACUGGAAGUUCCUUUUCUGGGCACAGAGCCUGCCGUGGCUCAGCUUUAUGGCACAAAAUCUGGAGGAAAAAGGAUUUUCAGUAGUGCAGGAGUAAACAUGCCUCCGGGAAAGUGGGAUGUCUAUACCCUGGAGCAGCUUCAUGAAGGUCUGGCCCAGUUGAUGACGGAGCACAUGGAAGUACAGCGAUGGCUCUUCAAGAUAGAUGGUGAAAUAGGUGGACGGGGAACUGCCUACUGUGAUGUCUGCCACCUAAGAUGCCAUACCUGGGCACAGGAGGAGUUCAACUGCCACAGGCCCAAACUUUGGAGGAUGUCAUUGGCUCAAGUUAGGGUGCCGGUGAUAGUAAAGAUCUUAGAAGAGGUUCCUUAUCUUCUGGCCUCAUAUGCUCGGCCAGUCAACAUGUCCUGCUAUCCCACCUGGGCCAGCUUCCUGGAACAUUUCCUCAGGGAAGGAGGAGUAAUAGAGGCAUAUCCUCCCUCAGACAGUGUGACAUGUCUGACAGUGGAUCUGUUGGUGGAGCCAGGAGGAGAUGUACGAAUGCUGUCCUGUGGAGAUCAGCUCCAUGGCCCCAGUAGCUUAGAAGUGGUGGGCUGCACCAUGCCCCAGACCUCCAUCUGUCCUGACGUCCUCCACUCAAUCUGCACUCGUGUGGGCCAGGCCUGCCAGAAGCGCUCCAUCAUGGGCCACCUCUCCCUGGAUCUAGUCAGCUUCCUGGAGCCCAGCAACCUGCAACAGCAGGUAUGGGCUAUUGAUCUUGACCUGGGCUACAGGAACCAGCUGGCCAUGACCCAGCUGACGCUCAUGAUGACAGGAGGAACACUGGACUGCCUCACCAGUAAAUUGGAGGUUCCUCCUCCAGUCAAAGAGGUGAAGCCUAUUGUGCGCCAGGCGAGGUUAAAGAGCAAAGCUCGAACUUCAGUGACCAGUCGCUUUGCAGUGAUGGGCACCCGAAUUACUCACACCAAUCUUUCUUUGGUAUAUUAUGAAAUUUUUUUUCUGAUGUGCGAAGCACAGGGAAUAGGCUAUGAUGUCAAGGCAAGGAAAGGCACCGUGUUCGCCCUCCAUGACAGCAGAGAUAGAAGAAGUCUUGGCAUGCUAACAAUCUCGGAGCAUCUCCAGGGAGCUCUGCUGACCUUUGCUCGCAACCUGUCAGUUAUUCAUCAGGAAACAUCAGGUCCAAAUAUGCACGGAACAAAUAAUUUUAAGGACCUGAUCAAGGACAUUGAGGAGGUCCUGGGCAUGACCAUACAAAACCAAACCAAAUCUCAAGAAAAAGAAGAAGAAAUAACUACAGCUGCAACAGAACAGUCUGAUAACCCCGAAUGAAUCAAUGAAUUCAGUGAUAAUUGCAAUCUCUACAUAUUUCUAUAGAAUUCAGUUUUAGCUGUAAUGUGCUUAACAUGACAUUAAAAUGAGACACAUGUAUAUAUAAACCUGUUUUCUUUUCUCCUGAGCGGAAUUGACCAUGAACUUUUUUUUUUUAAGUGAAACAAUAUUGCAAAGAGGAUAAUUAUUUCAGUUAAGUUACAUCUGCUAUUCAUGACAUUUAUCUAGCUCUUUGGUAGAGACUGGAACAGGUGACUGUUACUUAACACUACAUGUAUUGUAAAAAUCUAAUGCAAACAAUCAAAGAGGUAAAAUUAUUAUAUUUCAUCCUCAGAGACCCAAGCCUUGACAUUGAUGAUGUAUUUUCUUUUUUUACUCCUUGGAAGUGUUUUUAG
Molecule: messenger RNA, 3715 nt
Organism: Myxocyprinus asiaticus (Chinese sucker)
Lineage: Eukaryota; Metazoa; Chordata; Actinopteri; Cypriniformes; Catostomidae
Product: IQ motif-containing protein H-like
Source: RefSeq, a predicted model, not a curated record